Molecule: messenger RNA, 6828 nt
Organism: Drosophila elegans
Lineage: Eukaryota; Metazoa; Arthropoda; Insecta; Diptera; Drosophilidae
Gene: DNApol-zeta
Product: DNA polymerase zeta catalytic subunit
Exons: 12
Coding region: 69-6572 (2167 amino acids)
Biological process (GO): translesion synthesis; double-strand break repair via homologous recombination
Cellular component (GO): nucleus; zeta DNA polymerase complex
Molecular function (GO): DNA binding; DNA-directed DNA polymerase activity; nucleotide binding
Source: RefSeq, a predicted model, not a curated record
AAUUGAAUUCAAUUGAAUUGAAUUGAAUCUUCCGCGACAAUAGCUAGAAAUGUCCAUGUCCUUGUGAAAUGGCAGCUGCAGCAGAGGGAAUCGAUGGCGUCUACUCCGUGCGCCUGGUGGUCGCGGAUUUCUACAUGGAGAAGCCGCAGUUCGGCCUGGAUCCCUGCUACUCGGAGCUGCGCGGCAAGGAGAUCAAACGGGUGCCAGUGAUUCGAGUUUUUGGCGGCAACUCCAGGGGCCAGAAGACCUGUAUGCAUGUGCACGGCGUGUUCCCGUAUUUCUACAUUCCGUUCGACAGGCGCGACUUUGAAUCCCUGGAGCGGGGCAUCCUGCAGAUAGCCAUGCACCUGGACAAGGCCAUCAACAUAUCCCUGGGCCAGGCCAGUUCGAAUGCUCAGCAUGUGUUCAAAAUCCAGCUGGUCAAGGGCAUACCAUUCUAUGGCUACCAUCGCGCGGAGCACCAGUUCCUCAAGAUCUACAUGUUCAAUCCGCGCUUUGUGCGCCGCGCCGCCAAUCUUCUCCAGAGCGGCGCCAUCCUGAGCAAGAACUUCAGUCCGCACGAGUCGCAUGUUCCCUACAUCCUGCAGUUCAUGAUCGACUACAACUUGUACGGGAUGAGCAACCUCCAUGUGCCGCUGGAGGUGCUCAAGUUUCGGCGCAGCCACGAGGAUGAGGUAAUCCCCUAUGCGAACGUGAAGCCCGCCCAGCUGCUGGACACCGUGAGCGUGAAAAAGGUGGCCUGCAGUGCCUUGGAGGUGGAUGUCAGCUCCAACUUUAUUCUGAAUCGCUUCCAGCUGGUGGCCAAGAGCAAGGGCAGCCACACCAAUCCGGGCAUCGAGGCCAUCUGGAAUGAUGAGAGCCUGCGUCGUCGGAAACUGGUCGAAAAACACACAGCUGCUGGUGACGAGGAGAUGGUUCAAGCGGUUCCAGUUUUAAAGUUACCGCCUACACAAGAACGCCCCCGGAUAGAGAUUGCCGAGAGCGAUGUCUUCUACCGCACCGCCCUGGAAAGCAAGUUGAUGACUCUGGAGCAGUCCACACUGUCCGACCAAACGCUGUCGGAUCAGACGGCAUUGGCGGUCAAUGCCACCAUGCAGACCACUUUGCCCGGUUCCAAAGAGCAGAGGCGCACUUUCAACCUUCAAAAACUGCUGGCCAAUGCGGUCUAUCCCGAGGAAUGCUCACAGGAUCAGCAGCAACUGCUGGUUAAUGCCUCCUUCAUACAAAACCAUGUGACCUGCAGCAACAGCAGCAAUGUCAGUCUACCAGUGGCAAACGAUGAGUCCGAAUUCAUGGACGAAACGAUGGUGGACGAGGAGCUAAUCCUGAGCCUCACACAGCCGCAUGGAACAGUGCCCCACGAUGCCACCUUGCGGGAGGAGGACCUGGAACUUUUGGAUGCGUUGCAGCUGCUGGAGGAGCAGAACGACAGCGAAUCGCAUGUGGAUUUGGACAGCUCCUUGGCCCCCUUGUCGCAGAACCACAAAAUGUACGAACUGACCCCGGAGCUGUUGGAUAAAGAAACAGCAGCUGCUGCUGCUGCUGCAGGAUCUCAUGCGAUCGCCGACGAGGAUGGUGAGUCCGAUGAGGAUGCGGAGCAGGGAACCCGACAUGACUUUUCCACCGCCCUCGACGACAUCAACGAACUACUACUCAAACUAACCCAAAGUCAGCCUGAGCCUGUGGAGUCCAAAAAUCAAGAUCCCUCAACGCAAUUGCCGCAAAUCGAUGGCGCUGAUGAUGGCUUGCAGAGGACACCCAAAAAAAAAACCAGCUCCAAGUUGAAUUCAAGUCCUCCAAAGACACCCACCACGCCGAGAGGUCAGGCAAGCCUGCUGAGGUCGCCCCGCACACCGAAAACCAGUGCGGCCAAGAAAUAUGCCCCACUGCCUCUGACAAUUGGAAGCAGCUCGGCAAAAAAAAACAACGAGGAAACCACAGGAAAAGCCUUUAAUUCCCGCCUCAGUUUGCAGCUUGAUCAAGGAACACAAGUGCGAACGACGAAAUCACCUGGGCCAGAGCUGUCGCUUCGCAGGAAACUGGCCAUGACGGAACUGCGACGAAAAAGUGUCGAGGAAUCAAACAGUUUCGUCCGUUUGAAGAACGAUUGUACACCACUUCGCAGUACCAGGCGAUCGAAACGCAAUCUGGACAAAACACACGUGACUUGCUCACUGACGCUGAGGGAUAGAAAUCCCAGUUUCUCCGACAUGUUUGAAACAGCGGAUGGCGAGCGAAUACCAGAGGAAAGUAUUCGUGACCAAACUGAGGAUAGUCCUGGGAUUAAGGAACGUAAGGAACCAAAAGUCAGUAAAAAAAAACCACGAAGCUCAGAAGGAAACUCUUUGGAUGGAGAAAAACCAAGGCGAAGUCUGCGUCAUCAGAAGAACUUGAUUAAUCCAGAUGAGUAUUUCACAGAAAUAGAAAAAACAAAGCCCAGUGCAAACACCGCACGUCGAACUCAAAUACAUAAAAAACCCAGACUUGGAAGUAACUUAGAGGAUGUAAAUGUUAUAUGCACGAAAAGUUUCGAACAAAAUAAUGGAACACAUAAAAUAAACCCGGUGGAGAAAUCAUUAGAUAAUUUGAAUACAAGAGAUGCAGUGAAAAGUCCCAAACAGAAGCAUGAAAUAGUUACUCAACAGUCAAAAGAAGUUGUUGAAAAAAACUCAGAUGAAAUUAACAAUUUAAAAUCAAUUGAGUGCUCCGUCUCUAAGUCGGAAACUUAUGGGAACAGUCAUGAAGAAGAUGUACAAAAUGAACUAUUUCCACAGAAACCGGAUGCUUCCCACUCCGGAGAUCCGGCCAAUCCCAUUGAGACACGCCAAUUAGCUUCAAGCGAUGAUGAGGCCAUUGAAUCGGAUACAGAGAGCGAUAAUAGAGUCACCAAGCUACGCAAAACACCCAAUUUGAGGAGACUUCGCAGGAGCUUUCGUUCGGAGCUUCUAAGCCAGCAGGUGACUCCAAGUUCAGGCAGAGCACAGCCUGACUCUCACACAACUCCAGAGAUAAGUCCGAGGAGCAAUGAGAACCACACUCCCGAGCUAAUGAGAAGUUUCUACGAGCACUCGCUGAUUGUUAACAGUCCGUCGGUCUUUAGUGACAUCUUGGGUAGUCCCAGUCCCAUGGUGUCGUCUAUGUCCAACUGCUUUGUGAUUUCUCCCUUGGAGCUGCCCCCGUCGUACGAUGAAGUGGUUCGUGGUUGUGGCAAGUUGGACAUACCGGAGUACGAGUUCCAGAAACCCUUCUACAGCAAACCCGCCGACGUGAGCAAGGUGACGGAGGUGGGCUUCCUGGUGCUUCACAUUCCGGGCAACAAGCUCAACGACUGCGAGCCCUUCCAAAGUGUCCUGGGCAACGACCGUGGGCUGGCCUCCUGGCGACGCCAGCAACUGAUAGCUAUCGGUGGCCCGGCCAUGUUGCAGCGACAUCGCGGGGAACAGAGGAUGCGGGAGUACUUCGGCAGUGGGCAGAAAGUGGCCAUCGAACCUGUCCAGCUAGCACCCACCCGGCAAGAGGCCAAGGUCUGGCUGAAGGCCAAGGAGCUGCUUCGCCAGCGAGAGGAACCAGCGAGGCCAUCAGACGACAUCGACAGUCCCAUCAAAAUCAAGCGCCAAAAGAUCACCAUGAUGCUGCAGCCAGAGGCAGGCGAUGCUGCCAGUGGCGACGAGGACGCUGGCGAGGACUUCAAUUGCAGCCUGAGCCUUACACCCCUGUCCCAAGCCAAGGGUAAGGCCAAGGACACCCCAAUAAGUGGCAAAGCAAAGGGAGUGUCGAGAAAUCGCCUUCAACGAGGGACCAAGCUGAACUUCAAGGAAUGCCAGGAGGACGAGGAGGAGGAGGAGGAGGAGAAGCCAGCCAGCACGCAGUCCAGCGAGCAGAGCGUCUCCAGUAGUGCUGCCCAGGCGGCGCUGGAGCGGAGCUCCUUCCUGCGCCAGUUGGAGGGCAGUAGCCAGGAGGUGCUGCAGCACGACCUCAGCUUCGGACUGAGUCACGCCACCCUGGACAACACGUUCGGGUUCAAGGUCAACCUGGAGAACCUGCAGCAGGCCAAGGCCGACAUCGAAUGCAACCACCUGACCAUUUUCACACUGGAGGUCUUUGUGUCCACGCGCGGCGAACUGCAACCAGAUCCCAUGCACGACGAGAUCCGCUGUUUGUUCUACGCCAUCGAGCAUAGUUUGCCGGACGAAGGUCUUCCGAGCAAGGCCUGUGGCUAUAUCAUGGUCAACAAUGGUCAGGAUUUGCUCAGUGAGGGGCGUAUCCAUGGCCUGGAUCGGGACAUCGAAGUGCAUGUGGUGGCCAGCGAAUCGGAGGCGUUCGAGGCACUGCUGGCCUUGUGUGGACGCUGGGAUGCGGAUAUCUAUGCCGGUUACGAGAUCGAGAUGUCCUCGUGGGGCUAUGUGAUCGACCGGGCGAAGCAUCUGUGCUUCAACAUCUCACCUUUGCUGUCGCGAGUGCCCACGCAGAAGGUGCGCGAUUUUGUGGACGAGGAUCGGGAGCAGUUCACCGACCUGGAUGUGGAGAUGAAACUCUGCGGCCGCAUCCUGCUGGACGUGUGGCGUCUGAUGCGUUCCGAGAUCGCCUUGACGUCGUACACAUUCGAGAACGUGAUGUACCACAUCCUGCACAAGAGAUGUCCCUGGCACUCUGCCCAGACGCUCAGCGAAUGGUUCUCCUCGCCCUGCACUCGCUGGAUAGUGCUGGAAUACUAUUUGGAGCGGGUGCGGGGCACCUUGGCGCUGUUGGAUCAGCUCGACCUACUGGGACGGACCAGCGAAAUGGCCAAGCUCAUCGGCAUCCAGUUCUACGAGGUGUUGUCGCGCGGAUCGCAGUUUCGUGUGGAGAGCAUGAUGCUAAGAAUCGCCAAGCCAAAGAACCUGGUGCCACUCUCGCCCAGCGUCCAGGCUCGAGCUCAUAUGCGGGCACCCGAGUAUCUGGCUCUGAUCAUGGAACCGCAUUCGCGCUUCUACGCCGAUCCGCUCAUCGUGCUCGACUUCCAGAGCUUGUACCCCAGCAUGAUCAUCGCCUACAACUACUGCUUCUCCACGUGCCUGGGUAGAGUGGAGCACCUGGGCGCGAGCUCGCCGUUCGAGUUCGGUGCCUCGCAGCUGCGGGUUUCCAGACAGAUGCUGCAGAAGCUGCUGGAGCACGACCUGGUCACCGUCUCGCCGUGCGGCGUGGUGUUCGUGAAGCGCGAGGUGCGCGAGGGCAUCCUGCCGCGCAUGCUCACCGAGAUUCUGGACACGCGCCAAAUGGUCAAGCAGUCGAUGAAGCUGCACAAGGACAGCUCCGCCCUGCAAAGGAUUCUCCACUCCAGGCAAUUGGGUCUCAAGCUGAUGGCCAAUGUCACCUACGGCUACACGGCAGCCAACUUCAGUGGCCGGAUGCCUGCGGUGGAGGUGGGUGACUCGGUGGUGUCCAAAGGCCGGGAGACUCUGGAGCGGGCCAUCAAGCUGGUGGAGGCCAAUGAGGAGUGGAAGGUGCGCGUCGUCUAUGGCGACACGGACUCCAUGUUCGUUCUUGUGCCCGGUCGCAACCGAGCCGAGGCCUUUCGCAUUGGCGAGGAGAUCGCCCAGGCCGUCACCGAGAUGAAUCCUCAGCCGGUGAAGCUGAAGCUGGAGAAAGUCUACCAGCCGUGCCUGCUGCAGACCAAGAAACGCUAUGUGGGCUACAUGUACGAGACGGCCGACCAGGCGGAGCCCGUCUACGAGGCCAAGGGCAUUGAGACAGUGCGUCGCGACGGCUGUCCGGCGGUGGCCAAGAUGCUGGAGAAGGUGCUGCGCCUGCUGUUCGAGACGCAGGACGUGAGCAGGAUCAAGCAGUACGUGUGCCGACAGUUCACCAAGCUGCUCUCGGGCAAGGCCAAUCUGCAGGACCUGAUCUUCGCCAAGGAGUUCCGCGGUCUCAACGGCUACAAGCCCACGGCCUGUGUGCCAGCACUGGAACUCACUCGAAAAUGGAUGCAGAAGGAUCCGCGACAUGUGCCGCGUCGCGGUGAGCGGGUGCCCUUUAUAAUUGUCAAUGGGCCGCCGGGCAUGCAGCUCAUUCGCCUGGUCCGCAGCCCCCACGACAUUCUGGCCAACGAGGGCCACAAGAUCAACGCCAUCUACUACAUCACCAAGGCGAUUAUACCGCCGCUGAACCGCUGCCUGCUGCUGAUCGGAGCCAAUGUGCACGACUGGUUUGCCAGUCUGCCGCGCAAGUUGCUGAUGACGCCGGCUGUGGGAACGGCCAACGAGUUGGCCGGCGCACGAGUGGCCAAGUCCACCAUUUCGCAGUACUUCUCCACCACCAGCUGUGUCAUCGAUUGUGGCCGCCAAACCAAGGCGGGCAUUUGUCCCGAGUGCCUCAGGGAUGCCACCAAAUGUGUGGCAAUGCUCUCGGAUAAGACCGCUCGUUUGGAGAGGGGCUACCAGCUCACCCGACAGAUAUGCCAGGCAUGUUGCGGUCGACUGGGUAGCCUCCAGUGCGACUCACUUGACUGCCCAGUUCGUUAUGUUCUGGAGGGAAGACGAAGGGAGCUCCAGCAAAUCGAACACUUUCAGAAGCUGCUGGAGAUUCACUUUUAGUAGAAAUUCUCAUUCAUAGUGGGUGUAUAUAUAUUUCAACUUUCUGCUCGCUUACAAAAGUUAAAAUUCCAUUCAUUGCUUGAGCCAGUGAUUCUAAACAUGUAUAUAGCUUAGACACUACUUUUGCAAUUGGGUGAAUCUGUUGCCUGUUUAAUACUAGAGGAAUUGUUAACUAUUAAUAUUGUUUAAACUUAUUGUGUUGUGAUUGUUUUGUGAGCGAUGAGCAUGCAGCCAAUAAAUGAAUGUUUACAUAAAA